CCCAUGGAGGAGCAGAGUUUGCUGGAAUCCUUCGGGAGACUGAGCGUGCAGCCGCCGCCGCCGCCGCCUCGGCCCCCGGCCCCGCCGCCCCCGAGAGGGACUCCCCAGCGCCGGCGCAGCUUCCGCAGGCACCUCUACCUCCUGCGGGGCCUCCCGGGCUCGGGCAAGACCACCCUGGCCAGACAAUUGCAACAUGACUUUCCCAGGGCCCUGAUUUUCAGCACAGAUGAUUUUUUCUUCAGGGAAGAUGGUACCUAUGAAUUCAAUCCUGACUUUCUGGAGGAAGCUCAUGAGUGGAACCAGAAAAGAGCAAGAAAAGCAAUGAAGAAUGGCAUAUCCCCCAUUAUUAUCGAUAAUACCAACCUCCACGCCUGGGAAAUGAAGCCCUAUGCAGUCAUGGCACUUGAAAAUAACUAUGAAGUUAUAUUCCGAGAACCUGACACUCGCUGGAAAUUCAACGUUCAAGAGUUAGCAAGAAGAAACAUUCAUGGAGUCCCAAGAGAAAAAAUUCAGCGCAUGAAAGAACGGUAUGAACAUAAUGUUACAUUUCACAGUGUUCUUCAUGCAGAAAAACGAAGCAGAAUGAACAGAAACCAGGAUAGGAAUAAUGCAUCGUUUUCCAGCAGCACAGGCUACUGGAAUACUUACGCUGAGUUUCCACAGCGGCGGUCACACAGUGGCUUUGCCAAUCAGAGGAACACUAGCAGGCGUGGAGGUUGUCACCAUGGAUAUUAGAGGCAUUUCAGAUUUUCCCAAAUGAGUUUUUACUUCAGUUUUUAUUUAUUCUUUGUCCCAUUUUGUUCAGAGCUCUAAUUCUAGUGUUACGUAGUAGAAUCGGAGUUUUUGGACCAAUCAUUAUAUUCCAUCUUCAAUAAACAUUUGUUCAAGUGAUCAUAUCUGCAUGGUCUGAUGCAGGGAACUCUGUCAAUACAUUAAGUCAAGUUACUUUCCCUAGAAGAAUGUGAAACUGUGAC
Messenger RNA from Suncus etruscus (white-toothed pygmy shrew), 974 nucleotides. It is a transcript of the gene N4BP2L1, whose product is annotated as NEDD4 binding protein 2 like 1. Lineage: Eukaryota; Metazoa; Chordata; Mammalia; Eulipotyphla; Soricidae. Bases 4 to 735 code for a protein of 243 amino acids. The record is from RefSeq and is a predicted model, not a curated record. The transcript is spliced from 5 exons.